Puntigrus tetrazona (Sumatra barb) is the source of this 1583-nucleotide messenger RNA. It is a transcript of the gene cd59b, whose product is annotated as CD59 molecule (CD59 blood group). The transcript has 4 exons. Lineage: Eukaryota; Metazoa; Chordata; Actinopteri; Cypriniformes; Cyprinidae. Bases 865 to 1266 code for a protein of 133 amino acids. The record is from RefSeq and is a predicted model, not a curated record.
CAGAAAGGCUCUGGGAAAUGUGACACAGGCCUUAUUGUCAACACCAGCUGCAGCGUUGGGAAACGUAGCAGAAAGGAUUGGGGUUUAAUUCUCGUGGUCAGUCGUAAUGCUGCACGGAUAGAGACACAAUUAGAUUGAACUAAAGUUCUGUGAACAGAGUCGAGAUCUUUUGUUUGGAGGUUAUGUAUAAGGUUUUUGUAAAGGGAAAUUGUGAGUGUGCUCUGUUUUUGGUUAAUAUAACCCUAUUCUGGCUGUACAAGAUGAUGAUAAUAUAGUGAAAUGCAAUUGUUUUGAGGUGCAGAAUCCAAUGCUAUUUUUAGCAGGAAAACCACAGCGUAACUGCGUUUUAAACUGAAUUUGUUUCUUAUUUUUCAAGUAACAAAAUGUUUUAUUCACUUACAAGCAACUUGCAUCCACUUUUAACUGAAAUGUGCAAGAUUUCUGGUGUCAUUCGCUUCUAGCCUUUUUACUUGUACAAAAAGAGCUGCUGUUUAAUUUAUCAUAAUCAGUACAGUUUGUACUGCAGAGUUUUACAGUUUCUAUACUUAGUUAUUUACCUACCGUACCUAAUAGUCAUGCAUUUGCAAGAGCUGCAAUAUGAAGUGGACAUUAAUAAUAAAGAACGUUAAACAUCUCGUUUUUCGGGAUCCGUUUAAUCUGUAUUGGCAUCUAGGAGAAACUCCAUCAAUGACAUCAUUCAUGUAGGGCAAGGGUGAGGUUGGGCGAGAGCUCGAGCAGGGAAGAGGUGGCACGAGGAAUGCUUUUGGACUGUUGAAAAGCACAAGCUUGGACUAAGCCUUAAUAUUUCGAUCAGGUUUACUGUUGUUCAUUAUCAGUCUCUUAGGUCAGGAAGGUUUUCUCAUAAUGAAGUGCUCUCUUGGACUUUUUCUAUUGGUCUGUUGUGUGACUCUUAGCUUAGGCAAUAAGCAUUAUGGAAUCCGAUUCUCCUCUGCAGGCUCGUCUCUUCAAUGCUAUAAGUGUGAGGAUUACAGCGGGGGACGAUGUGCGGUGCAGCAAGUUUGUUCUUAUGAGGAUGCAUGCUUAUAUCUUCAUGAGAAAGGUGGGAAGACCAUUCGUCGGUGCAUUCGUUACACUGACUGUGAUAACUCUCGUCUGUCCCAGCAGUUUCCGGCAAUAUCAGAAUAUACUUACAGGUGCUGCAACACUGACCUGUGUAACAGCGGACCGGCGACUGCUACAAGCACGUGGAUCUUAUCUCUGCUGGCAGUGCUCACCGGUCUCUGGUCCUGCUCCAUCACUGCAUGAUUCUCACUAGUGUUCUCAAAAGCUAUUUCCUGCCAUACCGUUUAUGGAUAUCUUUAUAUUUACAAUGCACUAUUAUUUGUAAUCAUUUGGUUUUAACUAACCGCUUGUAUAUCAAAAAGCUCUGUUUGCUUUAAACAGUUUUUAUUGUACUAACACUGUUUUCUGAUGUUUUUAUAUGAAUGAAUUUUAUUUUGGCUGAUAUUUAAAAAGACUGCAGGAAAGGAAUUUUUGAUCUUUUCGUAAAUUACCUUUGUAUGUGGUACCUUUUACGUUAGUAAAAUAACUAAUUCAAAAUAAACCUUGAUUUUAUGAAUGAA